GCCUGCCACAUUGACAAAACACAGAGGAAACGAUGUCCCUUCUGCCGAUUCCAAAAAUGUCUUGAUGUGGGCAUGAAGCUCGAAGCUGUUCGUGCGGAUCGUAUGCGCGGCGGGCGCAACAAGUUUGGUCCGAUGUACAAGCGUGAUCGGCCCUCCAACAACAGACGUGGUCGGUCAGCUGUGCUGCUUAAGCAAUGCGGUUGUCAUUUGUUGCAGGUCGAUGACCAGAUGAAGCUGCUGCAAGACUCAUGGUCCGACAUGUUGGUCCUAGACCACCUCCACCAGCGGAUGCAUAACGGUCUGCCUGAUGAGACCACGCUCCACAACGGACAGAAGUUCGAUCUUCUAUGCCUGGGUCUGCUAGGAGUGCCAGCACUGGCUGAUCACUUCAAUGACCUUCAAAACAAAUUAGCCGAGCUCAAAUUCGACAUACCGGAUUACAUUUGCGUCAAAUUCCUGCUCUUGUUGAAUCCUGAGGUGAGGGGCAUCGUGAACGUGAAGUGCGUGCGCGACGGCUAUCAGACAGUGCAGGCAGCGCUUCUUGAUUACACGCUCACCUGUUACCCUUCGAUACAGGACAAAUUUAGUAAAUUGGUGACCCUGGUCCCGGAGAUCCACGCCCUAGCAGCCCGAGGAGAGGAGCAUCUGUACCAGAGACAUUGCGCCGGACAGGCGCCCACACAAACACUUCUCAUGGAAAUGCUACACGCCAAGCGCAAGCCGAACGGAGGCGAAAUGGUUACCCGGAACGCUGAGCACGCCUCGACUCUAGACAGAUUGUGCGGAUUCCUGCCCAGUGACACGAUUGAGCCGCAUUCGCCAAUAUAGAAUCUUGAAUUGGCAGCGGGGUGUGGGGAGAGUGAAGUUGCGCCAAGCGCUCCCGACAACUUCAUCAAUGAUGUUCUACAAAAUUACUUAUCACUUAGUUUUAGUUUUUAACUUGGUGUGUGAUUAAUUAUAAUAAGUUAUUGCACCGAGCGCCGGCCGCCGCGCCGCGCGUGCCUAGUCCCAAUACAGAUAAAACAAAUAUUUAUCUACCUAAUCUCUGUUACAUAAAACUAUACAGGAUGUAUCGUAUACCAGUCUCGUGUCGUAGCUACGAUUUUAUUUAUUGAUCAGCAUGUAUUUGUGUUACUUUCAAAAUUGUUGUUAAGUGUAAAUCAUUAAAUAUAGUAGUGGUUAUAUCUAUCUUAACAUCGGUGCGGAAGGGAAAAUAUAACAGUACAUUAAGGAAAGCGUCUGUGAUUAUAAAUGAUGAAAAUUGGAUACCGUUGUAAUGAUAGUUGAUGUUGUAUUGUGUAAAUGUUAGUUUGUAAGCGGUUGGCGGUCGCUCGCCGCCGCACAUUUCGUGUUACUUAUUAACUUUAUCUUCUCGUUUAAGCCUUCGAUAAACACCUUGCAAAGGAUCCCCCUCCCCCUCCCCCGUCCCCCACUCCCCCUCCCCGCGUACCUGUUUAACACAACGAGUGGAGUAGUUGGGCAUUUUCAAAUUUUAUUAUCAAAAUUAUAUCGUCUACAUAUUUUCAUAUAUCACUACUUUUAAGAUUAUUAAUUAA
Messenger RNA from Papilio polytes (common Mormon), 1556 nucleotides. RefSeq names its product nuclear hormone receptor FTZ-F1 (gene ftz-f1). The record is from RefSeq and is a predicted model, not a curated record. NCBI's taxonomy places the organism in Eukaryota, Metazoa, Arthropoda, Insecta, Lepidoptera, Papilionidae. The annotation marks the transcript as partial. Gene Ontology annotation, molecular function: nuclear receptor activity; zinc ion binding; RNA polymerase II cis-regulatory region sequence-specific DNA binding. Gene Ontology annotation, biological process: tissue development; hormone-mediated signaling pathway; regulation of transcription by RNA polymerase II. Gene Ontology annotation, cellular component: RNA polymerase II transcription regulator complex. The transcript is spliced from 8 exons.